Messenger RNA from Anthonomus grandis grandis, 1203 nucleotides. RefSeq names its product SCAN domain-containing protein 3-like. The record is from RefSeq and is a predicted model, not a curated record. NCBI's taxonomy places the organism in Eukaryota, Metazoa, Arthropoda, Insecta, Coleoptera, Curculionidae. Gene Ontology annotation, biological process: DNA integration. The transcript has a single exon. Gene Ontology annotation, molecular function: nucleic acid binding. The coding region runs from base 1 to 1203 and encodes 400 amino acids.
AUGCAAUCCCAUCCGGAUAGAGAAUACAAAUUUAUUAUGGUGUAUCAGGACCACUUAACUAAGUUUGUUCAAAUACGUCCAUUAACGUCAAAAAGAGCUGAGGAAGUAGCUAAGAGCCUGGUAGAUAUAUUUUGUAUUUUCGGCGCCCCAUCUAUACUACAAUCGGACAACAGCCGGGAGUUCGCCAACCAUGUCAUUGAAGAGUUAUGUACGAUGUGGAGUGGCCUUAAAAUAGUCCAUGGGAAACCACGUCACACUCAGUCACAGGGCAGCGUAGAAAGAGCAAAUCAAGAUAUACAGAACAUGCUUAUGACGUGGAUGGACGAUGAAAACUGCACGCGAUGGUCAGAAGGUCUAAGAUUUGUUCAGUUAAUGAAAAAUAGAGCAUACCAUGACGGGAUAAAACAAGCUUCUUAUGCCGCCAUGUUUGGGCAUGAUAUUAAUGUCGGCCUAUCCACAUCAGCUUUUCCAAAAAAGGCUAUUGAAAAUCUACGAACCGAAGAAGAGUUCGAGAAAGUGGUAUGGGAAUUUGGUUUAGGUAAACAGCCUCAACAAGAAAUAAAUAUAAACCAGUCUAUGGAUAGUGACCCAGAACCAGACAAUUUGCAAGAAGAUAUUACUGAAGUUGGCAAUAUGGAAAAUGGCAACAAUAAUUAUCGAGAAAACGCUAGUAAUACAGAAACUUCAGAAAAUCAGAGCAAGUGUGUAGAGCUUGUACCAAAGGAAUAUACAGUCAAACAGACUAGACGCAAAAAGAAAUUUAGAAAAUCAAGCAAAAAGAUGAAAGCUUUAUUUAAUUCAAAGUUUCCCCCAUGUUCUGUUGGAGAUACAGUGAGAGUAAAAAUUCCAGAUCGAGGAAGGGGUGAUUUUAGAAACUUAUGUUCUUAUGAACUUCUUAUGACAGUUAUCGAGAAAAUUGACGACGAUUUGUAUAAGCUAGCGAACAAGAGAGGAACUAUGAAAGAAAUGUUUUCCAGGAACGAAUUUUCUGUGUGCAGUGAGAAGCUUAUUGAGAUGGAAAGUGUAUCACCGGAAAAGAGAAAUCUAAGACACCUUGCAAAUGAACAGUCACUUUUAGGAGGUCAAGGUUAUAAACAAUGCAACUGUAAAACUAAAUGCAUGACCAAUAAAUGUAAAUGUAAAGGUAUUGGAAAUCUUUGUAACUCGAAAUGUCACAGCAGCUUGUCUUGUUUGAACAAAUAG